Messenger RNA from Emys orbicularis (European pond turtle), 1539 nucleotides. Its product is annotated as phosphatidylinositol 3,4,5-trisphosphate 3-phosphatase TPTE2-like. Gene Ontology annotation, molecular function: protein tyrosine phosphatase activity; monoatomic ion channel activity; phosphatidylinositol-3,4,5-trisphosphate 3-phosphatase activity. The record is from RefSeq and is a predicted model, not a curated record. Lineage: Eukaryota; Metazoa; Chordata; Testudines; Emydidae. Bases 1 to 1539 code for a protein of 512 amino acids. Gene Ontology annotation, cellular component: cytosol; plasma membrane; cell projection. Gene Ontology annotation, biological process: protein dephosphorylation; transmembrane transport; cell motility. The transcript has 18 exons.
AUGACGACAACUGUGAGAUAUGAACAAGGGUCAGAGCUGCCGGAAGUUGAUGGCUUUCAAAAGACGGGGGAGGGCAGCAUAAAGAUUGAUGAUGGCUGCAUUGAGGAUAAUGAACCAGACACUUGCUCCCGUACUGUUAAAAAAAAGAUUUCUCCAUUUGUGAUGUCAUUUGGAUUCAGAAUAUUUGGUAUUGUACUCAUCUUUGUGGACAUUACUCUUGUGAUUGUGGACCUAGCUAUUCGUGACAAGGAAAAGAGCAUAAGAGAGACCCUGGAAGGCGUUUCCUUGGCAAUAGCGCUCUUCUUUCUCGUGGAUGUUCUCCUGCGAGUGUUUGUUGAGGGCUUCAGCAAUUAUUUCAAGUCCAAACUGAACAUUUUAGAUGCGGUGAUUGUCGUGGGCACCCUGUUAAUUAAUAUGGUAUAUUCUUUCUCUGACUUCAGUGGUGCAGACAAGAUCCCAAGAAUGGUUAUCGUCCUUCGAGCUUUGAGAAUUAUCAUUCUGAUAAGAAUAUUUCGCCUGGCCUCGCAAAAGAAACAACUAGAAAAGGUGACCAGGAGGAUGGUCUCGGAAAACAAAAGGCGCUAUACAAAAGAUGGCUUUGACCUGGACCUUACUUAUGUUACUGAUCGUAUUAUUGCAAUGUCAUUUCCAUCAUCCGGGAAGCAGUCUUUCUAUAGGAAUCCUAUAAAGGAAGUUGCAAGAUUCUUGGAUACAAAACAUAAAGACCACUAUACAAUCUAUAACCUUUGCAGUGAAAAAGGUUAUGACCCUGUGUACUUCCAUUACAGGGUGGAGAGAGUCUUUAUUGAUGACCACAAUGUCCCCAGCCUAAAGGACAUGCUGAAAUUUACUGCCAAUGUGCGUGAGUGGAUGAAAAAGGAUGAAAAGAACAUCAUAGCAAUUCACUGUAAAGGAGGCAAGGGCAGGACUGGAACAAUGGUUUGUACUUGGCUCAUUGACAGUGACCAGUUUGAGAGUGCAAAGGAGAGCUUGGACUAUUUUGGGGAGAGGAGAACUGAUAAAAGUACAAGUUCCAAAUUUCAAGGAGUUGAAACACCAUCCCAGAGUAGGUAUGUUGGGUAUUAUGAGAUCCUGAAGAACAAGUAUAACUUGAAACUCCCACCAGAGAGACAACUCAAAAUAAAGAACAUCAAAAUCUACUCUAUUAAUGGAGUUGGAAAAGGCAAUGGAAGUGAUCUUAAAGUUCAGAUAAUUGUGAAAAAGAAAGUUGUAUUCCAUUGUGUUUGUGCCACUCAAGAAAACUGUAGGUUAUUUUUUGAUGCUGAAAAUGACUUUGCAGUAAUUGGCUUGGAAGACUGUCCUGUUAUAAGCGGUGAUGUGAAAGUCCGAUUUGAAUCACGAACUGAUCUUCCAAAAGGCUAUGACGACUGCCCGUUCUUCUUCUGGUUCAACACCUCUUUUAUAGAAAAUAACAGGCUUUACCUUCCUAGAAAUGAGUUGGAUAACCCUCAUAAAUCCAAAAUGUGGAAAAUCUACAGGGAGACGUUUGCUGUGGAGUUGAACUUUGUAGAACCAUAA